This is a messenger RNA of Marchantia polymorpha subsp. ruderalis, 1831 nucleotides long. NCBI's taxonomy places the organism in Eukaryota, Viridiplantae, Streptophyta, Marchantiopsida, Marchantiales, Marchantiaceae. The record is from the annotation of a GenBank genome assembly.
CCCCGGUAACCACCCUCAGGCAGUUACCGAUGUGGAACAGACAACAGGACCAGCAGCAGCAGCAGCAGAAGAGAAUGACAGUUGGAGUUCUCCUCUUCUGACUGCCUUUGCUGGCUCAAAUCUGUUUCUCUGUGUUGGUUCUUUGGAGAAGGGCUUGGACAUUGACUCGGCCGAUGAGCAGAAGCCAACGAGAAAUGUUGAGGAUUGAGCGAAUGCGAGGUGAGGUCCGGAGGCGAGGCACCGAGGCGGACCGACAAAGACUCACUGAAUCGUCUGUCACGGACUCGCUACAUGUAUGCAUGCAUGAAGACUAUGGCGGGUCUUUGGUAGUUUAAUCUAAAAUUCGGCUCUCGCCAAAUCUGAGUCUGCACUCCAGUAAAGCAUCUGGUGAGCAGGCAGGGUCGCUUCUGGGAAACGCCGGUAGCGCUCUGUUGAGCUCUUGUACAAGGAUCUCGAUUCCUCAUGAUUCAAAUCAUGAGAUCCCAGUAUCUUUUGCUAUUUUCCAAGAGACUGAAGAGGCUGCCAAGCAUUUGAGUGUCAUAGACUCCAAAGCCUAGCAGGCGUACACCCCCACAGGUGCACUUUAUUUCAAACUCUUGCACAAACUGCUGCGAAGGAAAGAAGAGAAUCAAUGAAAGUCAGUGCUCCCGACUGUGAUGCGAGGCUACUGUGGGAAUCCUUUCGGUCCCACAAAAGGUCCAGCCCGAACUUCAAAACCUCGUACUCUGAGCUGGGCUUACACAGAACUUACCCAAUUUAUCUUUUGCACCUUUUCGGACCCCAGUCAUGAUAUCUCCACCAAACUUGGCAAGGUACUCCCAAGUCACACACAUCCGGUCGGUUCGUUGCAGCGGGCUCUCGCCGCUCUUCCAACAAAAGAGCUUGGAAAGGUUUCUUCUGAUGGUGUGUGCCAUCUCACGGCCAAGUUUAAGGUCCAUAUCUGGGUCUCGGCCCAUGUGGCUCGCAAUGAGUGCUGUGGAUUUUCAGAUUAAAUUAUGCCCAGGGUUCAUCCAUCCCUCUCUCUCAGGGAUCGGUACAAAUUUUUAUGGCACCGGAAUGAAGAACGCUUCUUGGUCAUGCCAUCCUCAAGGAUCCAGUACACAACCCACACCAAGCGCCAUUUAAGCACGACACUUCUGUUCUGCAGGUGGUGGUGGGUAGCUCUAGAAGAGUAGAAGAUCUUGCGUAAUCCAGCGGAAGUCUCACAUCGCUGGUAAACACACCGAGUGCAUGUUGUCGAGCACUCCUCCCCGGCAGCCGGCCCCGCUAAUAAUAAUGUGUUUAACAAACCUUCCCUCUCUCACGGUCAAAGCUGGAUGGCCAUACCGCCAUCGAGCAUUGACGUCUCGGCGGAAAGACCUCACGCGCAGCUCGGAGCGAGUCAAUCCGAGUCCAGUCGAGUCGGCCAUUCGAGCCUUCUACUCUAAAUUAAUCAAAACGCUUGCUCGAGAAACGCAAAAUCCAUCCGAAAUCCCACGGUCAAGGAAACAAACCAUGACAUGUCGGAAUUCACGAGCGCACUGCCCCGCUUCGUCCAUGAAAUCUCGUCGACUGUUUCAUCGCGUCCGGGCAGAAGACACAACGAUCUUUUCUGACACAACGGUGUGUUCCGCAAAGGUCACAUCGAAGAAGGCCGACGAGAAGCGCCGUGUCGCUCUCUCGUAACGCCCUGGCCGGCGAAAUUUAAAGCUUGUACAACUCCCCCACGGAGGCCGCUCUCCUCCCCGCAGAAACACCGAGAAGGAAAUCCGACACGAAACGAGGACUUUGAUUUGGCCGCUAGCUCCAUCGCGCUCGGUCUCUGAACCUUCGUGCAUGCACAUUCUUCUUC